AGCCCCUCUACCUAUAGCUUCACCCUUCUAUUGGCCGUUUGUUUUCCCUUAUGCGACCUGGGAGACGCGCAUCUGCAUCUCUGACUGGUUCUCCUCUCUUAAGGCUAGAGUAACUCUCCCCCUGUGCAUCCAACUGGAAUCCACCCUUUGUGUCUACCUACCUGCCUACACGCCAGUGCUUCGCGAUUACAGGAGGCUCGCCGGCGAAUACACUCCAAAAUCUAUGUCCCGCGACUCAUUGAUUCGACGAAACCGCGACAAACAGAACACAUAGCCCACCAGAGCCCAGAGCCCAUAGUGAUCCGACUGACUUGAGGCCCGAUCAAAGAGCUAGACUCGCAUGCAGGCCAGUGCUCAAGAACUUGCGACCAUCACACCCCACAAUCAAUCACCCAGGCGCACCAAGCGCACCAACAGCUGGAGGAGUAGCUCAGCUCUUUUUUGUCUCUGUACGUCGACGACACCACUUUCCUCGAACCGGACAGCGCAGCUGCAUUAGAUCAAGUGGUCAGCUUUGUCUGCAGUGUAGCAUCGUGCAUAGAUUGCACGAAUAGCACGCGGGCGGGACAACCGACUCCCCCAAGCCAUCGCGGACAUUCAUAUAUCGCUUGUCACUCGAUACUUUUAAGCUACCAACCUCGACAACUUUUUUUGAGACGCCAAAAGGCCUUGGAUUUGAGACCCAAAAGCAUCAGCCUCAGUUCCGCCAGGUCGCUCACUGGCAGCCAGCAGUAACCCUGGAGCCGGCUACCUCUUCCACGGCCCAAGCCAACGCCCCCGCCUCUAGUUCCGAGGAUUAUUCCCAGUCAACAGGAGCCGGCGGUAUUGGUUUGCAAGGCGCCGCUCCUCAGAUAUCUAUCAGAGAUUCCUCGCCCCAAGGUGAAUCUCGAGAACAAUCGACCGACCCAUCACCAACAAUGGCCCUGGAGUCGCCCUUGAUCUCGUCGCCAGCCAACAUGAUGUCAGCCUUCUCACCAUACACUGAAUUCUCACUGUCUCCCAACUCACCGGCAAUGCCCAACACACCAAGAUUCCAGUCGCUAUCUGCUCGGAGCUCUACUGAUGCCACCUCGCUCCAUCCGAACGUUAUUGGGGGUGGCCGAUUCUCUUCCAUUGAUGCCCCAAGCCCAAGCGACAUGGUUGGACCAUCGCCAGUAACUUCGAAUGGCACGGAGACAACCGAUAUAGAAGAUGAUGCUGUAGAGGAGGAACAGGAGGCACAACCCGCCCCCAUCAACAUAAAUGGACAAAAACCAUUGAAUUCGUUAACUACUGCGCUGCCCUCUCACUUCCGCAGUAAACUCGAAGAUGAGCCAGCGUCAGUUAUUCAUGCGCCGCAGGGUUAUAUGAAUUUUGCGAAUACAAAAAAUGACAACCCCCCACAACAACCACCGAAUAUUGACCGGUCUACACCCAAGCCGUUCCAUCACGAAGGUGGAGCUCUCACAAUUGAUUCCUCGCAUGGCGGCGAUAAGACGAUCACACCAAGUCCGGUAUCACCCCCACCAAUCUCAACCGACAUUGCACCUACAUCCUUCACACCAGAUAAUACCACGCCAAGAGCUCAAACGAGGCAAGAGCUGGACCUGAUUUCAGAGAGAUCUCGAUUACGUUCAAGUAGCGCAAGUAGUCUAGAGGGUAUCCCCGAAGAUGCUAGAGAGUCUGAUGAAAAUGCCGAUGACGACCAAGGCUUUCCUGCGCUCAAUGACCCUGACCACGAUGUGAAUGCUUUGAAAACGGCACUCCAUGAAUGCUGGACACUGUGCAACACAUUGGCUAGUCUGAGCUCUAUACACCGAGAAAGAAUAUUCAGUUUCUCGGGGACUGGAGACACCCAUGAAAAGGCGUGGAAGUGCUGCUGGAGAUUAUGCCAGAAGCUGUAUGAUAACCGCGACGACCAUCAUGAUUUCCAAUGCCGGCCCACUCUCGACCUGUGCCGAGAGUUUUGCCAGGCGCUAUUCGAUGUGCGCGAGCGCAACAACGAUCUCGCAGACUCAGUCCUGCGAGUCAGCUUUGAAUUGAACAACCAUCUUUUCAACACUCAUGAUAGGAACCUCCCCGAGGCUUUCCGUGAGCGGACGCUAGAUUUCUAUAUUACCUUAUGUCAUCGUCUGAUGAAACAGAGGAGUGACCAAACACAAGAGACUGAUUCUCUGCUCCGCGCGUGCUGGUCUCUGGCUGAGAUGCUUUUCAGCCUUCGCCAGAACCGUCUUGAAGGCAAGGACGCCGACGAGGAGCUUCUGGGCUCAGCAGUACAGGCCUGCUGGGAGCUCUGCGACCUCUUCCGCGAAGGCUGGACGCAAGUCCGCCCAGAACGAGGGACGCCCCGACCGAGCCAGACAACCUUCACCCAAUCCUUCGACCAGCUUAAUCGCUCUUCCCAUUCCGCACACUCCACCCACUCCCACCAAAAUAGCAAUAGCAGCAUGUCCAGCAUGUCUAGCUUACCCAGCAUCCUCAAGCGCGUCGAGCCGCGGCGCAUUGAACCGGAGACCCCCACCACUGAAUUCGAAGACACGCCUAUCUCCCCAGAAGACCACUCACCAUCUAUUCCCAACAUCCUCGUCCUAGGCACCGAGAACGGGCGCAGCUCAGCCCGCUGGUCCAGCAAUUCCUCCAACCUCUCCGGCUACUCCCAAGGCAGCAAUAAGACAUCCAGCACUGCCAAGGGCACCACCUCCGAAGACGUUAAUCUCACCCGCCUCAAAAUCCUCAUUCUCAAAGCUGCCAUGAAUGUCGGAUUCGAGCGAAACCAACCUUCAAACGGGUCUGUCUCCGGACCCGCAAAUGCACUGCAGGCCUACGUCAAGGCGCUGCCAACAGGGAGUUUCGGCUCCCUACCCUGGCAUGCGAAUUUACUAGCCAGUUACAAGGACCUCGUCCUCAGCGACCCCACGUUCCGCAGCGCUGUCACGCUGCCGCCGCAGGGAAAGCGCGCUAACGCCCUUGAUGUGAGUAAGAGUGUUGGCUGGAUGAUGAAGAGCGGGCAGUAUCUCUGGCUUAAAGACUUGUACCGCCUCGUGUUCGGGUUCCAAGUCGAUGAUGCCGAGAAGCGGAAGAGUACCGGGAUUGUAGUCUGAGUACAGUCCUGAACGAGGCGGUACCAGUCUCUUUUAUGAGAGGAGGGAUCGGGAUCGUCUUGGAGAAAAUAAUCAACUACGUCAAAAGGCAUUCACACGACAAUCCGUCUGGGCAGCACAUCCCCGGGCGGAGAAAUGAAACGAACAACAUCUAUCUAUCUACCCAUCUACCUAUUACUAUUUUUGAGACGAUCUUUUUCACAGCAUCUACUACUUACUACUACUACCUACACACAUUUACAGUCGUUUCAGCGUUCGCGGCGGUAUUGUUGCUUGCUUUGCUGGAUACCCCCUCACCCAUCUACUUCUCGCGAAGUGGGUAUGUUUGUUUUCUCCUGAAACGGGCGCAAAAUCGGCGUCUAUAGUGGGAGCUGGCGCUAUUUUUUUGGUUUUACUUUGCUUUGUUAUGGUUAUGGUUGGGUUGUUUUUUGGUGGGUUUGGUGACUCGGCCCCCCCUGACAUGAUUUGGGGUUAGCGAUGGGGGUUUUUGGGGGCCGAUGGGAAGCGAGGGGUUGGAGGUUUGAAUGGAUUGGGCGCGUGAGUGGUAAGAGGCCACGGGUUGAUGGGAGAGAAGAGAUGUAAGGGGGUUUGUAGACCGCUGUAGUUUGGACGCAUUGCGGAGAGCCUACAUAUCUAUAUCUACCUGCAUAUAUAUAUCUCUAUUACAAGUUACCAUCUCUCCUGCACACCUUUUCACAUUCUCGCCCUUCAAAGCAUAGAAAGUCAUCG
Molecule: messenger RNA, 3809 nt
Organism: Pseudogymnoascus verrucosus
Lineage: Eukaryota; Fungi; Ascomycota; Leotiomycetes; Thelebolales; Thelebolaceae
Exons: 6
Coding region: 918-3080 (720 amino acids)
Source: RefSeq, a predicted model, not a curated record